GAAGCGGGGCCGUUGAGGGCGACUUCCUCGGUCGUCAGGUGGAGGCUGCUCGCAGUGCCUAACCACCGUCAUGUCUGGUCGUGGCAAGCAAGGAGGCAAAGCCCGCGCUAAGGCCAAGUCGCGUUCGUCCCGCGCCGGCCUUCAGUUCCCGGUGGGGCGAGUGCACCGUCUGCUGCGCAAAGGCAACUACGCCGAGCGGGUAGGGGCCGGCGCGCCCGUCUACAUGGCGGCCGUGCUCGAGUAUCUGACCGCGGAGAUCCUGGAGCUGGCGGGCAACGCCGCCCGAGACAACAAGAAGACGCGCAUCAUCCCUCGUCACCUGCAGCUGGCCAUCCGCAACGACGAGGAGCUGAACAAGCUGCUGGGCAAAGUCACCAUCGCCCAGGGCGGCGUCUUGCCCAACAUCCAGGCUGUGCUGCUCCCGAAGAAGACGGAGAGUCACCACAAGGCCAAGGGCAAGUGAGGCUGACGUCCGGAAGCUCCCCCAGCCCCCGUCUGGAAGGGGCACCUGUGAAAUCAAAGGCUCUUUUCAGAGCCACCCACCCUCUCAAGUAAAAAGGGCUGUUGCGGUA
Messenger RNA from Rhinolophus ferrumequinum (greater horseshoe bat), 572 nucleotides. RefSeq names its product histone H2A type 2-A. The coding region runs from base 71 to 463 and encodes 130 amino acids. The record is from RefSeq and is a predicted model, not a curated record. The transcript has a single exon. NCBI's taxonomy places the organism in Eukaryota, Metazoa, Chordata, Mammalia, Chiroptera, Rhinolophidae. Gene Ontology annotation, cellular component: nucleosome. Gene Ontology annotation, molecular function: protein heterodimerization activity; structural constituent of chromatin; DNA binding.